ACCACACUCCUCGCUUCGAAACGAGAAAAGCCCCUCUCAGCACUGCGAUACCACUUCCAUCAUUCUCUAAAUCGAGACUGAAUCUCCGCAAUGCUCACCGACCUCCCCAACGAGAUUCUCCUUCUCAUCUCGAGAAACUUGCCCGAUACUAGCGAUGUGCUUCACUUCGCCAGCUGUUCCCGAGACCUCCAAGAGCUGCUUCUCUCGCAGGCCUACUCCUGCGUGACCCUCAGACCCGACUGCAUCGCAACUCUGAGCCGUCUGACUACUGUCCUCUCUCACAAACCGUCUCUAGCAGCCCGCGUCCGUCAUUUGCAUCUCGCUUCCACCGAGCCCUGCUCCCACAAAUGCAGAGCCCGGUACAGCCCCAAUCGUGUCCAUCAAAUUCUCAACAACCUUGCACUUACCGAGGAGGAGCUGACUGAGUGGAAAGAUGCUUUGGUUGGAAAAGGGGACCGUGAAUGGGAUCAGGAAGACGCGUGGUGGGCAAUGCUGUGGACUUUGCUACCGAACCUUGAGAAGCUGGACAUUGCAUGGGAAAAUGGCACAGACUACAGAGAAAGGGUGCUGGAAAGGAUAGGAGCCACUGGUAAUCGGUUCAACCUUGGAUCGACCUUUACCAAGCUGCGCGAAGUCAAUCUAAAGUGGUGGAGGACAGAGGUUGGCAUUAGCACUGAAGAGGUGCUGCUUUUCUUCCGCCUUCCCGCCCUUGAGCGUUUCUCGGGCUAUUAUGUCAUUGAACGCUAUGGGGAUGACGAGGACACAGAUGAGGAAGUGACAGAGGGAGUUUCGACUGUUACGGACAUACAGCUCCACUCGAGCAACUCGAGCACGGGUUUUGCAAGUCUCUCCCGUGCAGUGGCAGGCUUGAAAUCAAUCGUUUACCACCAUGCGUUUGUUUGUGACUGCGAGAGACCCUUGAUGGCACCUGAAUUUCAUCAGUCUCUGUCCAGGCACAAGAGCACUCUGGAAUCCAUCUCGAUGGCCGGAGAUCCUGGGUACGGACUAGGAACACCCGUAUUCUUUGGACCCCUACUGGACUUUACCGCUCUCAGGCAACUCAGCAUUCCAUCCAUGUGUCUUCUCGACUGGGAAGAAGGUGUCCCUUCGCCUCGGAACCAUUUGUUCGAUGUCCUGCCACCUUCUUUGGAGUCUCUAUCCGUUGAAGCCUUCCACGACUGCGUGAACAAACAGGUUCUCGCUCAGCAGCUGGGAGAUGUCGUCAAAGCAGCUCCUGGGCGCUAUCCAAGUAUGACUGACUUGAUUCUCGUCGGCCACUUUUGCGACAUGAGCAAGCCGCGUGCUAAGAUUGGCCCCGAUGACGAACCACCCCUAAACCCCAAAAUCAUGCGCAUUGCUGCUAAACUGGGAUUCGACUGUAUUACCAUGAGCCCUAUCGACUUCGGAAUCUUUGACUCGGUUUACGGUUGGAUUUCCGCGGAGAACUUUUGCCCAUGCUGCAUGUCCGGCCAUAGCUGGCAUCCAGAUGACCUUGAUGAUUUCGAGGAUGAUGAGGAUGAGAGUGAUGAUGAUGAUGACGAUGACGAUGGAGAUGAGGAUGACGAUGACGAUGACGAGGAGCCAACAUCUGAGAGCGACGGUGAAACCAGCAACGACGACGCUGGCGAGAUAAGUCCCAAUGAGGAGAUCUGAUUUCGUUUUUCUUUUUCUUCCCUG
Messenger RNA from Aspergillus calidoustus, 1677 nucleotides. NCBI's taxonomy places the organism in Eukaryota, Fungi, Ascomycota, Eurotiomycetes, Eurotiales, Aspergillaceae. The record is from the annotation of a GenBank genome assembly.